UUGUGUAGUUUGCAAUAUAACCCGAAUAAUUCAGUCCCUCCCCGUGAUCGACUCUCCCACUCGCGAGGGUUAAUGUAGCCAUCGUAGAGCAGUGGAAUAUAACGACUGAAUUAUUCGGGUUAUUUGCAAUAUUACAUUAACACCUGUAGGUCAAUAGCUAGAUCGAGUGGCAAUGGCGAUAGAGGAUGCCGAUGUUCGAAGAUUUGUAACGUGGAAGAUAUUCCCAUUUGCAUUAGUAGUGGGAACAAUAUGGUAUUACAGACAGAAAGGUGUGACAUUUAAAAGCUUAAAAAGAAAGCUAGCUGCGAUAGUUUUAGCCAACUUAAUGGCCAGAUUUAACAAGAAAAGGGAAAUUGUGGCUACGAAAAAAAGAUUGUUUUCUAAUCUAGAAGAACAAAAAACGAAUAGAAGCCAGAAACUUCAAAUACUGGAGAUCGGUGUUGGUGGUGGUGCUAACUUUACAUUUUAUCCAUCAGGGAGUCAAGUUGUAUGUUUGGACCCAAACCCAAAUUUCAAAAGUUACAUACAGCAAAGCAUAGAAGAAAGUAAUGUCGAGAUGAAGCGUUUUAUUCAAGGCUUUGCCGAGAAACUGGAAACUGUAGAGGACGAUAGUGUCGACUCUGUUGUAUGUUCCAUGGUUUUAUGUUCUGUACGUGACUUGGACAAAACUAUGUCAGAAGUUCGCCGUGUGCUGAAACCAAAUGGAACAUUUUACUUCAUAGAACAUGUAGCAGCCAAACGAGGGACAUGUUUGCAUAGAGUGCAGGGAUGGUUAAACCCAAUAUGGUAUUGUUUUUCUGGAGAUUGUCAAGUAAACAAAGAAACAGGCAAGGCUAUAGACAGAGCUGGAUUUUCCAAAACUUCAAUUAAUAAUUUGAAUUUAAAUACUUAUGUGUUUUUAAUCAGACCAAUAUUAUGGGGAACAGCUACAAAGUAGACUACCAUGAUGUUUUAUUUCAAAAGUGUCAUUAAAUUGUAUUCUAGACUGUGCUAACAGGGAUAUCUGAGACAAUCUGAAAUUUGAUUUUUAAUGUGUUUAUCUUUUAUUGAUUUUAACAAAUUAUUAAUGUUUAUCAUAAAAUAAAUAUUAAUAUAUAUCAUAGUCUA
Mytilus californianus (California mussel) is the source of this 1107-nucleotide messenger RNA. RefSeq names its product putative methyltransferase-like protein 7A. The transcript is spliced from 2 exons. Gene Ontology annotation, molecular function: S-adenosylmethionine-dependent methyltransferase activity. Bases 173 to 937 code for a protein of 254 amino acids. NCBI's taxonomy places the organism in Eukaryota, Metazoa, Mollusca, Bivalvia, Mytilida, Mytilidae. The record is from RefSeq and is a predicted model, not a curated record.